GCUCCACGGGGCGCGUGCCCGGGUGGCCUUGACCGGGUGACCUUGGCUGAGCACUUCCGAGACGAGGAGGGCCAGGACUUACUGUUGUUUAUUGACAACAUCUUCAGAUUUACGCAAGCCGGUUCCGAGGUUCGGACGCGAAGCAGUUAUCAGUUUGAAGGGCGAGGUGGCCGUUUUACUGUAAAGCUAAGCCUUAGGAGUAAUCUCAAGGCCGUAUACGUCCCGGCAGACGACCUCACAGACCCGGCUCCGGCUACGACCUUCGCUCACUUAGACGCGACCACGGUCCUCUCGCCCGCCAUCGCGGAGCUGGGUGUGUAUCCGGCGGUGGACCCCCUGGAUUCGACCUCGAGAGUGAUGGAUCCUAACAUCAUCGGGGUUGAGCAUUACGGCAUCGCCAGGGGCGUGCAGAAAAUACUGCAGGAUUACAAAUCGCUACAGGACAUUAUCCUCGGCAUGGAAGAGCUGUCCGAAGAUGACCAGCCAGAGAUAGCCAGAGCCAGGAAGAUACAGAGGUUCCCUUCGCAGCCGAUCCAGAUUUUAGGCGCGAGUUGGAUCACAUUCCGGAGGCUGCCUUCUACAUGGUGGGCACCAUAGAGGACGUGAUCGCCAAGUUGUCACAGGAACUCUCCAAAAGCGUGUAGAGUCGAACUGUUUUAUAAGUUAUUUUAU
Bombyx mandarina (wild silkworm) is the source of this 672-nucleotide messenger RNA. RefSeq names its product ATP synthase subunit beta, mitochondrial-like. NCBI's taxonomy places the organism in Eukaryota, Metazoa, Arthropoda, Insecta, Lepidoptera, Bombycidae. The record is from RefSeq and is a predicted model, not a curated record.